Molecule: messenger RNA, 1836 nt
Organism: Canariomyces notabilis
Lineage: Eukaryota; Fungi; Ascomycota; Sordariomycetes; Sordariales; Chaetomiaceae
Product: MFS general substrate transporter
Exons: 1
Coding region: 209-1585 (458 amino acids)
Biological process (GO): transmembrane transport
Cellular component (GO): membrane
Molecular function (GO): transmembrane transporter activity
Source: RefSeq, a predicted model, not a curated record
AAGGGGGGCCAUGCCCCCAAACUCCACCCGGCAAUGGGACGGUUCAGCGCCAUGACUACAACAGACCCCAUUACUCAUCCCGAUCCAGUCUCGCGAUCAGAGCACGUUGGGGGUCGAAAACCCUUGACCCGGGAUAGGCAAAACCGCGUGCUUCGAGAACCGAGAAAAACACUAGGGUCGCGAAUCCUUGGGGCCCAGAGAUCGCACAAUGGAAAACGACGCCGAAAAGUCAGACAACUCCGAGUCAGACCGUACUGAGCGGGCGUCAUCCAUCGACAUCCAAGCUGACGGCGUCGUCACCGCUGCGGCCAGGACCAUGCCGCGGCAGCCAGCGGCUUCGGCUUCGGCUUCGGAGCCGCAUCCCGCACAACCGGACCAGGUACCCGACGGGGGUCUCACGGCGUGGUUGCAAGUCCUCGGAUCGGCGGCGAUUCUCGUCAACACGUGGGGCGUGAUCAACACCUUUGGCGUCUUCCAGGCGUACUAUGAGACCGAGAUGCUCAAGACGCACUCGUCGUCGGAAAUCUCGUGGAUCGGCUCCGCGCAGGGGGCGUUGCUGUUCCUGGUGGGCGUACUCGCGGGCCCGCUCUACGACGCAGGGUAUUUCCGUGAGCUGCUGCUCGUCGGUCUCUUCCUGAUCGUGCUCGGCCAGUUCAUGGUUUCGCUCUGCACCACCUACUGGCAGGUGUUCCUGUCGCAGGGCUUGACCAUGGGGAUAGGGAUGGGGCUGACCUUCCUGCCGUCGGCCGCCAUCCUGGCGCAGUACUUUUCCAAACGCCGCGCCCUCGCGCUGGGGAUUGCGAGCGCCGGGUCUCCAGUGUCUGGCACCGUGUUUCCCAUCAUUUUCAGCCAGCUGCAACAAACGGUCGGGUUUGGCUGGGCAACGCGGACCAUUGCCUUCAUCCUCCUGGGCACCUCCAUCAUCCCCAUCGCCUUCAUGCGGACGCGCGUGCCACCGACGGGUAAAGCCCGCGCCAUCAUCGACAAGACCGCGCUGCGCGAUGCGCCGUACCUGUUUGUCGUCUGUGGCGGUUUCUUCGCCUUCCUGGGGCUCUAUGUGACGUUCUUCUACAUCACGCUGUUCGCAACGUCGCACGGCGCGGCCACGGAGAGUUUUGCGCCGUAUCUGGUAACGCUGCUCAACGCCGGAUCCAUCGUCGGGCGCUUGAUCCCAAACGCGCUUGCCGACCGCUGGGGUUCCUUGAACGUUUUGGCGGUGUGCUCAUUCGCCAGCGCGAUCCUGGUCUUUGGCUGGUUGGGGAUUCAUAACACUGCCGGCGCGGUGGUCUACGCGGUGUUGUACGGGGGGUUCUCGGGUGGUGUUGUCAGCAUAAUUCCCAGCGUCAUGGUCACGCUCUCUCCUGAUAUGGGACGGGUUGGGACGAGAAUGGGCAUGGCGUUCUUGGUAUCGGGCGUGGCCAUUCUCACUGGGACACCCAUCGCAGGGGCGAUUCUGGGAGAGGAGAGCGACCCGGACUGGUUGGGUACCAUCCUGUAUUCGGCAUUUGCACUUCUCGUGGCGACGUUGUUGUACAUGACUUCGCGAGCUCUGCUGUACAAAAAGAACGGAAAAUGCAAGGCCUGAGCCGUAUCAGCGUCAAAUGACCAAAGUUCCACAUACGGGGUUCGAUGUGAGAGCUUACCUAGAUAGGUGGUUAGGCGUUUGGUCUGGCUGGACAUCCCAUAGGCGACGAGGCGUACGGAAAAGAGCGUUGAGCUUCUCAAUUGAUUCCGUUCCCGCAUCUCAAGGUGGGGAUUGGGCGAUUGCUGGGACGUGAUACGAAGUAGCAAAAGUACAAGUGACUUUAGGAGCGCGUACGGGGCUUGGAGAUGGCA